AUGGCAGCGUCACCAACAGCGGACCACCCCGCGCCAGCCAUCGUGCAGUGGGUCGUCGACACGCGGAAGCUGUGGCCCGAGGCGACCCAGACGCGGCAGCUGGAGACGCACCCCGGCGCUUCUAGAGCCCUGGCCCUCCUCCCGCCCGCGGAGCGCGCGGGCGUGCUCAAGUACGUCUUCGCGCGCGACGCCCGCAUGUCACUGGUCUCGCACCUACUCAAGCACUACGCCGUGGCCCGCCUGGCCGGCGUGCCCUGGGGCGAGACGACGGUCGGGCCCGACGCGCGCUCCAAGCCCGUCCACGUUGACGCCGCCACGGGCCGCCAGCCCGUCGCCUUCAACGUCAGCCACCAGGCCGGCCUCGUGGCCCUGGCCGCCGUAGGUUGUUACCCCGACGGCAGCGGCGGUGGCGGCGGCGACGACCUAAAUGUCGAGGUGGGCGUCGAUGUUGUCUCGCCCAGCGAGCGCCGGGCCCGCGACCACGACGCCGUCGCGUCCGACGGCUGGCCGGCCUUUGUCGACAUGCACGCCGACGUCUUUAGCCCGGCCGAGGCCGCCCACCUCAAGUACGCCGUCCUGUCGUCGCCGUCGUCAGGCAGCAACGGUGCCAGACGCGAGGACAUGGGCAACACGCCCGAGGCGCUGCUCGACUACAAGCUGCGCUGCUUCUACGCGCUGUGGUGCCUGCGCGAGGCCUACGUCAAGAUGACGGGCGACGCCCUCGUCGCCCCGUGGCUGCGCGAGCUCGAGUUCAGGGCCGUCGCACCCCCACGCCCCGCGGGCGCCGCCGCCGAGAGCGCCGUGCUGACGGAGCAUAGCAUCUGGCUCCGCGGCGAGAGGGUCGAGGACGCAAACGUCUGCCUGAGGUCGUUUGACGGCGGCGGUGCCGACAGCUACAUGAUCUGCACGGCCGUCCGGACGCCCGGGAGGGUGCAGGACGGGCUGGCCAUGAACCUGCGCGCGCCGUUUGUUGACGUGACGGUGGAUGAGAUUGUAGAAUUUGCCGAGGCGCGGGCAUCUUUCUUCUGA
Messenger RNA from Gaeumannomyces tritici R3-111a-1, 1029 nucleotides. RefSeq lists its product as hypothetical. The transcript is spliced from 2 exons. Gene Ontology annotation, molecular function: holo-[acyl-carrier-protein] synthase activity; magnesium ion binding. The record is from RefSeq and is a predicted model, not a curated record. The coding region runs from base 1 to 1029 and encodes 342 amino acids. Gene Ontology annotation, cellular component: cytosol. NCBI's taxonomy places the organism in Eukaryota, Fungi, Ascomycota, Sordariomycetes, Magnaporthales, Magnaporthaceae.